AAGUCAACCACGGCCUCUCCUGGUAGCACACGGAUCAGUGGUGCAACGUCGAGCAGCACAGCCUCACCUACUGGACAGUCUGUGACUCCGACAUCGACUGCUGGGCCCGGAAGCAGUCAUUCAAGCGGCCCUAUCUCUACGGCCUUGUCCACCUCGUCCGAUACCAUAGAGUAUGCCACCGUUCUCAUGCUCGCCACAUCAAAACCCCCCGAAGGUAUCGACUCCAAGACCACCGUCACCUGGACUUCCACCGAGGUCACCAAGACAACGACCCGCGAUGGCAUCGCCUGGCCCACAAUCUUUCCUGCGUGGUCCUGCGGCGGCGGGCAGCUGCUCUGCGCGCCCAAGUGUCUAAUCCCCUUCCUCUCCUGCGGCGGCCUGAACCUCCCAGGGCCUCGUGGGUUUCCCUGGGCCAAGCCUCCAACACACAACCCAAGGGGUAAGCCUCGCAAGGUCAGGCCUGAUGACCCUACCGACCCCGAGGAGCCGAAAGACGAACCUGAGGAGAGCCCAACGUCCGCGACUUCAUCGGAGGCCUCCUGCACCGCGACCACAACCGUCUCGCCCAACUGUAACCAGCACUGCUUCGUCAGGCCCGUGACAACUUCCGGGUCGACGACAAGCUUCACCACCACCUGCAACACGGCCACCUGCAAGCCGACCGUCGUCUGCAGCAAGACCCUCGACACGACGACGACGACGACGACCUUCACCACGCACUCGGCCACGCCGACCCCGGCGGAGCACUUCUGCGGCGACCGAGAAUCGCCGUGCCUGAACUGCGCAGCCAAACCGGGAGGCAAAGGCCUCGUCGCCCGCCAGCACGGCUUCAUCCCCUGGAACCCCGCCCCGGACCCCGGCCUCCUCGACGGGCCCAGAGGCCUCACGCGCCCCGACGACUGGCCCGAGGGCCCCCAGAACUGGUGGGACCGCAUGUGGAGGUACGUCUACCACUACUGUGACGGCCUCACGGCGCCGCGCCUCACCCUGGACGGCGAGCGCCUCGAGAUGGGCUACUCGACCAUGCACGCCGACGUCUUCGGGGACCGGCCGCUCGCCGGCGCCACCGGGCCCUUUUGGGGCUGCAGCGGCGUCAUCAUCGUCACCAAAAGGGGCAUCUACACGAGCCACGUGUGGGAGAUACCCAACUUCCACAAGGGCACCCACAAGCCCACGGCCUUCGACUGGGACGCCGAGUUCGACGAGGGCAUCCUGCAGUUCCUCAAGCGAGGGUCCGGCGACCGCAUCGGCGGCUACAAGGGCAUCGAGCAGCUGCGGCGCGAGACCGACAUCUUUGACAACGUCGCCGAGGACACGCUGGCCGUCAUCCUCCACGUGCCCUCCUCCAUGGCCUUCACGGGCACCUCCCAGAUCCCCCCCAACUACGGCGACUUCGACCCCAGGCACGCCCGGCUCGUGGGCCGGUGGGUCGACUUCAUCGCCGACGACCUCGGCUUCCCGCGGGACAAGAUCCGGAAGAACAUCUACGUCAAGGGGCCCUCGUACUGGCCGGCCUACGCCCAGGAGAGGAACCCCCUGAGCCCCAUGGACAUGUACUCGCCGCCCUACGGCCUCCUGCACUGGCAGUACCACCCGGCCCACGUCGUCUCGACGACGGCCGACGGCGCCGAGGUCCGCAAGCCCACGAUCCGCGUCUGGUACGAGAAGUUCCUGGUCUUUGAGGAGUCUUGGUGUCCCCCGGGUGCCGUGGCGGCUCGGGACAACGAGCACGCCGGAUCGUGCCCGAUGCCUUCUGCCCCGGGGCAGUCCUCACCCGCGGCUUCGGGUGGUUCGGUCGCCGCUUCAGGAUCCGUUUCUGCGCCCGCUUCGAGAUCUGUUUCUGCGUCCGCUUCGGCUUCCAUCCCCACCUCCGCCUCCAGUGGUGCCCCUGGGACCAGAGCCGCGAGCAACGGUGCCUCCAUGAGUGCAUCCCCGAGUACAUCUUCGAUCCGUUCAUCUACCUCAUCUUCCCUGCAGGCAAAGACAUCUUCGCCCAAGCCCAAGGUCACAGUCUGGCUAACAAUCACUCCUAGAGUAACAGUCACCAGCCGGACCAAGCCCACCUCGACCGCACCAGCAGAUGACCCUGAAUUCGAGCCAGGCAUCCCGGAUAUACCCAGAAUCGUAUUCGCUAGGAGGUCCAACCCCCUCCCCGGCUCCGACCCCGGCCACGCCCCUUCAAGGCGUCUUGUUCAAAUUUCCCAGCAAAUGGCCUUCGGCGGCGACAAGGCCCACCACACAGCCGUCGUCACCGUCUACGACAUUUCCGGGAACAGCGAGACGAUCCUCGUCAGCGAGCGCGACAGCAAGAAUGGAGGGCCUGUCGACCUGCCCCGCGUUUUGACGGUUGAGGACCGGUACGGCGGCAGGCUCGACGUCAAGUUCAUGAGGGAGAUGCACCAGAUCGAGCUUGAAUCUAAUAGACGAGGUAGUACCGAGAGGUGGACGCUGACGAGCAUCAAGGACGAGAAGAACCCGGACAAGGCUUAUUGCGAAGUCCGCGGUGUCACUGCAGGCGAG
Molecule: messenger RNA, 2520 nt
Organism: Colletotrichum navitas
Lineage: Eukaryota; Fungi; Ascomycota; Sordariomycetes; Glomerellales; Glomerellaceae
Exons: 4
Source: RefSeq, a predicted model, not a curated record